AUGCCUCCUCCUCCGCCGGUCCGCCCGAGCACUCCGCGGCUGUAGAGGCUUUACCGCGGUGUGUGACGGCUCAGCUCCUGGCCUGCUCCGGGCGGCGUCGCCACUCGGGCUCCGGCAGAAAGCAACUUUGUUGUUAAUGGACGCGGCGGCGGCAGGGGGAGCGGCAGAAGCGGCAGGGGGAGCGGCAGGGGGAGCGGCACCAGAGGCGGCAGACGCGGCGGGCGGCUUGUUCUACUUUCGUCUUUAUCUGUAGCAGCGAGAGCAGCAGCAGCCUGAGAGCCCCCCUCCCCCGGGCAGCGUGUCCCCCUUCGCCCGCUCGUCUGGCUUCCAUCUCCUCCACCUCCUCCUCCACCUCGUCCACAAACAGUCCCAUUUAGAACAGCAUGGUCAUGGCUGACAGUGUCCAGAAACCGCUGACCCGGGGUCCGGUCCGAGUGGGCUUCUACGACAUCGAGCGCACUCUAGGGAAAGGCAAUUUCGCCGUGGUGAAGCUGGCGAGACACCGCAUUACGAAGACCGAGGUGGCCAUCAAGAUCAUCGACAAGACCCAACUGGAUGCUGUGAACCUGGAGAAGAUCUACAGAGAAGUUCAAAUCAUGAAGAUGCUGGACCACCCCCACAUAAUCAAGCUCUACCAGGUGAUGGAGACGAAAAACAUGCUUUACUUAGUCACGGAGUAUGCCAAGAAUGGGGAGAUCUUCGACUACCUGGCAAAGCACGGCCGUCUCAGUGAGCCUGAGGCAAGGAGGAAGUUCUGGCAGAUCCUGUCGGCAGUGGAGUACUGUCACAACCGCAACAUCGUCCACAGGGACCUGAAGGCGGAGAAUCUGCUGCUGGAUGGCCAUAUGAACAUCAAGAUUGCAGAUUUUGGGUUCGGAAACUUCUUCCAACCCGGCGAGCCUCUAGCCACGUGGUGCGGCAGCCCGCCAUACGCUGCUCCAGAGGUUUUCGAAGGACAACAGUAUGAGGGCCCACAGCUUGAUAUAUGGAGUAUGGGGGUGGUGCUAUACGUGCUGGUCUGUGGUGCAUUGCCCUUCGACGGGCCCACGCUGCCUGUGCUCAGACAGCGAGUCCUAGAAGGAAGGUUUCGCAUCCCCUACUUCAUGACUGAAGACUGUGAGCACCUGAUCCGCAGGAUGUUGGUUCUGGACCCGUCAAAGCGUCUGUCAGUGGCCCAGAUCAAGGAGCACAAGUGGAUGGCUCUGGAUAUUCCAGUGCAGAGGCCCGUCCUCUACCAGCAGCCCCUGUCUGCCGAGGCAGGUGUGGGAGAGUACAGUGAGCAGGUCCUACGCCUGAUGCACAGCCUCGGCAUCGACCAGCACAAGACCAUAGAGUCUCUGCAGAACAAAAGCUACAACCACUUUGCUGCUAUCUACUACCUGCUGGUGGAGCGGCUCAAGGCCCAUCGCUGCAGCUUCCCCGUUGAACAGCGACUCGAUGCCCGCCAGCGACGGCCCAGCACCAUCGCCGAACAGACCGUCGUCAAGUCGACCAGUGCAUCAGCCCAGGUGGGUUUGCUCCCGCAGGGUGUUCGUCUGCUGCGCUCCCCAGCUGUACCCCAAGCCUCCUCUGAUGCUUUCACCUUCCCGCAGACUGCCUCACCCCUGGAGCAGAAUUUCAUGGUGGAGGACAUCAACACACCCAAAGUGAAUGGCUGCCUGCUGGACCCCCUGCCUCCUCCCACUGUCCUACGCAAGUCCUCCACCUCGUCGCCUAGCAACAUGAUGGAGACGUCUAUCGAUGAGGGCAUCGAGACUGAGGAGCCCGACACGGAGGAAGAUCCGCACCACUUGCUCAUGGCCUAUCAGACGGCUCGGUUCGGCCAGCGGCGACACACCCUCUCUGAGGUCACCAACCAGCCAAACCAAGGUAAAUUAUUCACUCUAGGCCACAACCCUUCCAUGGGUAGCGUGGACUCAGACAUGGGCUACGACAUGGGCUCCAUGCAAAGUGACCUUGGUCUGCUGGAGGAUCCCCCCUCUCUCUGUGAAAUGCCCAACAGCUCCGCCCCUGGUGUCACUCCUACGUCGUACUCGAGCACUCGGCCCCCCAACCCAGCAAUGGCAGCCCUGACUUCCCAGCACAGGGAGGCACACAACCGCUCCCCUAUCAGCUUCAGAGAAGGACGCCGAGCCUCCGACACCUCCCUCACCCAAGGUCUGGUUGCGUUUCGCCAGCAUCUCCAGAACUUGGCGAGGACCAAAGGCAUCCUGGAGCUGAACAAAGUACAGAUGCUGGUGGAGCAGAUGGGCUCCGGGGAAGGGGCCAUCAUGGGGCCCCUGGGACCACAGCACCACUUGCACAACCUCCUGGAGGGUGAGGCAUCCAAGCAGCAGGAGGGCCUAGCUUUUUACCAAGGCGCGCCACAGCCGCCUCUCCUGUCCCGCAGACAGAGUUUGGAGACACAAUUUCUCACUCAUAGACUUCAGAAGGCUAGCGUCCUCGCAAACAGUCCUGCUAGCUGCCAACUUUUCUGUAAGGAGACUCCUCGAAGUUUAGAGCAACAGCUGCAGGAACACAGACUGAACCAGAGGAGGAUGUACCUGCAGCAGCCACAGGGCAUGGGGCUGCAGACCUAUUUCAACCAGAUGCAGAUAGCUGAAGGGUCGUACCCUGCCCUGGACCUAGCAGCAUCUCAGAGUUCCCCACAGGGCCCCGCCAUUUCAGCCGCACAUCAGCCUCAGCCCCAGCAGCCGGGCAGUCCUCAGACCUCGCCUUCUUUCAGCCACCCCCUCAACCUGAGCCCCUUGAUGGAUCCGGGUGAGGGCCUGGUUUAUGACCCCUACAUGAGCCACCACCACUACACCCAGCACCUUCCCGCUGCGUCUCACCUCCACCACCAGCUUCACCAGCCUCAUGAAGCCUCUGCCAGUGGCCUGGGCUUCAGCUAUACCACAUGCUGUGAGCAGCAGGCCAUUGGCCCUUCCACUGAGGCUCUUCACCCAGAGCAGUAUGAGUUCCCGCUGGACCCCACCAUGCUGGUCCUUGCUCCAGGAGAGGCUGAGGCUGGAGCUGCUGGUGGGGGUUUUGCUGGUCCGGGGCAGUCAGGCGGCCUGAACCUGCCCGAGCUGCAGAGCUCCCUCCUGGACAGUGAGAUGAUGGAGACUGUGGACUCCCAGCAUGGCUUCGUACUGGUUAACUAAUGCCAGCUGAGGGGGUUAAUACAAAGUGGUGUUAAGCAAUGAGAACCUACCUAGCAUUGAACCAGACAGAAUGGAGAUAUAAGUGGAGGCCAGAAGAGUAGCAACAGGGAAGGAAAAGUGUUAAUUUUUGUAUGACUAAUACAAACUUAAUUUCUUAGUUGUGAUGAACCUCAGACAACAUUUCUACCAAAUUCCUUCCUUAGCCUACCUCCCUUUCUCCUUCUGCUCCUCUGUUCUCGUUCUCAUCAGCCCUGUGAGGCAGGAGCGGGUCCGAUACGUGGUGCAGCGUGAGCUUCGCCAACCUGACUCUGCGACGCCGUUGUUGCCAAGGACGUUGUGCCACCUGCGAGGACUGCAACGUGCAGCCCGGCAAGGGGAAGGGGGGGGGAAUGCUGCACAUCCUGGAGUACAGCAUUUCACCUACUAAUGGGUUGAAAGUGAACUUAUUUCAGACUGACUGGCAACCAAAAGCACAAUGGCUAGCAGUGCUGUUUGUAUUUAAAUAGGACACCACAUCUACACACAUCUCAAAACACUUUUGUGCUUUUUUUUUAUUUUAUUUCAGUAGAUUAAAAAAAACAAGUGAUGUAGAUAAAAUCGCCCUCAUUUAUCAUGGUACCAUGGAUAGCUCCACAAAUUCAAGUGUUAAAAGUCUGACUUCUAAGAAUCAUUUUACACUAAUGUGAGUGCACAGGCUAACAUAUACAUCAUGCAUAGGUUUCAACACUAACAUUGAGAGUUUUCCUGCAGAAAAACCACAGGUAUCUAAGUUUGUUAUUCACUUGCAGUACUAAUAAACAUGCUGAGCGCUGGUGAGGGAUGCACCAUUGAUUUGAGCUUUAGCUACAUUUGUGCUUAUAACAGUGAUAAACUCUCUCCAAGCUAUAUUUACAGUUAAACUAAACUAAUGAAAAUAAUAGAUCUAGCUGCAGACGUUUGUGUCAGCGAUGUGACAUAAAUAAUACAGUUGUUUUGUUUGUUUUCUUCGUGGUAUUUGUAACUUGUAACUACUGAUCCUGAUUUAUUUCUUACACUACUGAUCUGCGUCUCCUCCUUUCCAUCCGACUGCACACACAUGAGGCCGGGUCUCAUUACGCAAAAUGCGAUGAGGAUAAUUUUACCAGUCUUUAAAAGUGGCCGCGUGUCUGUUUUAACAGUUGACUUGUGGGUCAUGCGCACGCCUGAUAAAUGAGGGCUGACGUAAUCACUCGUGUGUUUGGUUGAGAAGUUGCGGUGUUAGACAGUUGAUAUUAUUCUAUUUUUGUGGCAAUACUGAAGCAAUAUUAAUCCUUAAUGUCAAGGGAUUAUGAAUGGAAGCCUCACCUGUACAGCCAGCUCUGAUUGGUUCCCGGGACCUCUGAGUCGUCAGCAGUGACCUCACUUGAGCUGAUGAUGUAACCAGGAGAUAAUCUGUCGCUCGCUCGCCCUGGGUGGACGAGCCUGGAGACAGUUGUAUGAAUGUGUGUGUGUGUGUGUGAGACUAUUGUUUGUUUGCACAAUUCAGACUUCAAAUUUUUCUGCAUCCAUCACAUCAUUUGUAGUCAUUACUGAAGAAGACGAACACUGUAUUGACGCCUCCAUUCAAAAUAGCACAGACUGUGUUUUUCCCUCAGCGCACAGUUGUAGCUCAUGAUGAAUUCUGGUUUACAUCGUCAGUGCUCCAGUCAUGCCUCUGUGUUGUUUUAAUGAUGUAACAUGUUUGUAAUAAUGGAACGACCCCGUAAAGAUUCCCUGCAUUAGAUUUAAUGAAAGAAUGUCUCCUCUCUGAUGUUGUGGUUGCUGUGAGACAAAGACCAGAAGAACAUCAUCGGUCGCCUGACACUGGAUUUUGACGAUUGUCUCACCACCGCCGCUCUUUGGCUGACAGCAUGCCAGCAACAAGACGAGAGAUUGUUUUUUUUGUUUUGUUUUUACGUAGAGUGUGUUCAAACUACUGGAAGUGCACAGAUGUAUUUUCUCUGACGGAUAAAAAACAACCUUUCAUUGGAAUAACAGGACAGUUAACGUCAGAGAGUGGAGAUGAGAUUGUUUGACUGUGACCAUCUGCCAUCAGAGUGCGUGACCUUUAGUGGUCAUGGGGUAAACCGUGGAAGCUGUUUGUCGUCAUGUGAGCUCCCAGACAACGCGCUCACUCUGUCUGUACUGAGCAAAUCUCUCACAGCUCACAUCAGAGUCUUUAAAGUACAGAUGUGGUUCGACAAGGAUUCUUAUUAGUUUUAAUGAUGGUUAGAAAAUAUGGACCAACUGUUGUUGCAGUCCUGUGCAAGAAUAUAAGGAAAAAUCCACCCUAAAAUGCUUUGAACACUGUUUCACAACAGAUCAGGGAUGUUUUUGUCUUGAUCAAAAAAGAUUUCAGAAAACUCAGUAGAGCUCAAACUACCACCUAGGCCCAGCAGUUCCUUUGAAUUUAGUCAGGCUGCACCAAAUUACACAUACUCAUAGAUAUUAGUACCUGAUAUAUGUCAGAUUUUUUUCACAAGAUCCAUGAUUAUUCUAGGAGAGCAGGUUAAAUAGUUUAAAGGUUCAGUGUGUAGCAUUUAGUGACAUCUAGUGGUUAAGUUUCAUGUUGCAGCUGAACACCCCUCACCUCACCCUCCCCUUCCAAACAUGAGAGAGCCUGUGGUAGCCUUCAGUUGUCAUAAAAACUCAAAAGGUGUUUAGUUUGUCCAGCCUGAGCUACUGUAUAAAACAUACCCACUCCUGAUGUGAAUAUAAAGUAUUUCAAUAUAAAGGAGCCAUUAAUGGUUGAAAAAAACAACAAUUCGUACAAUUUAGAUGAAACACCAGUGAAAACAUCACUAGGAUUAUUUUAUAUAAGAUUUGUGUUAAUUAAUCCCUUUCACCUAAAUCCUACACACUGAACCUUUAAUAAACACACCAUCUCUCGAUGCCAGUGAUGACAAAUUCCUGGAUCAGCACCAAAAUGUGAUGGGUUCUUCCUUGACCCAUGUCAUAUCCUUCAAGCAAGUUUCAUGGAAAUCUGUUUUCUAGUUUUUGUGUAAUUCUGUUCACAAUCAAACCAACAAAACAUUUUGUCGAGGGCCAGUACGACUUAUUUUGACUGUUGGCUUUGUUUGAGCAACAGUCUAAACUCAGAACAUAUUGAGUUUAAGACAAUUCUGGAUUCACGUUUUGGUACUUACUCAUAAAGAUGAUAAUCAAUACAUUGAUUAUCAGAACUGUGUAUUAACUCUUGAGGAUAACUGAUCAAUUCAUACAGUAUCACGUUGAGGUAUUUUUGGAAUUUUCUGUGGACGUAAGAGCAGAAGACUUUGUAAGUCACCGUGCAGCUCUGACGUUUAUCUGUCACAGAUGCUAGCAACUUCUCUAACAAUGGCUUACAUGCACCAGACUCUGGCCACAAGAAAUAUUGCACAAAAGGUCUCAUGGCUGCUUUGACAUUUCCACUCUGAAAUGUACUAACCAGUCGGCUAGAUGCAUGUUUUUAUAUAAUCAUGUGACCAGCUCACACCCAGUCUGUGAGCCAGAGAGAAGGAAGUGAAGAACGGUGUUAGGCAGGUCCAACAUAGAAACUUGUUAAAACAUGACAGUGUCAGAGAAUUAAAGGGUGGAUUUCGCCUUUACGUGAAUGUUUAUGAUUGUUUUCUUUUCAUUUUUAUUUGUCAAUGGUCAGGCUAGAACAGCUACAGGAUGAUCUGUGGAAGUUGAAUACUGGAGCACUUUGACAACGGGGGGGAGGAGAGAUGUAGCGGGGAGAGAGGAGGUGACGGCGUUGGAGAUGGAAAAGGUUUGUGUUGCUCUGCCGUUUCCUGGCAGAUGAAACGAACCACAAUCUGUAGGAAACACCUUUUCCCCUCUCUCUUCCCCACCAAUAAUGGACACAAAACAGAUUUCUUUCAAAGAAAGACCAGACAUAGAAACACUUUAUCUGAUUGUUGAUUUUUAACCCGAGAGAGAGAAACGCUUCUCCGUCGACGAGUGUUCUUUGUACAAAUUUUAGGGAUGUAGUGAAUCUUCAGUGCACGUUGCACCGAGGUUAAUUUUGUGUUGAACGUGAAGUGUUCAGUGUGCCUUUUACUUUUUCGUAUUUUCAAUCUUAACUCAAGAUUUUGAAUAGAACCAUUUUUUCUGCUCGGACCCUUUUAUUGUUUAUUUUAUUAUGAUUACGUCUUUCUUUUCUGUAGUUUUUUUUGUUUUGUUUCCGAAAGUUAUUAAGUAGAGCCAGGUUUUACAAAGGUACAAAACCAAAGUCCCUCAGAAGUUUCCCUGUACAACCCACCAUGUGGAGUUCUGGAGCUUCUCUGUCAGCGUCUCUACUGUGCUUUUUUUCUCGUUGGUCAAUCAGUGUAUGCCAUUUAAAAGUAUUAUAGCAAUAUUUCUCUAGUUGAAGACUAAAGUCAUGAAGAUUCUAGUGGACGUGUCUCCGAGUAUCAUAAUUUCACCUCCUGCUGAUAAAACACAAACAUCAAUCUAUCAAUAGAAAUCCAGUUUUAUAUUUACCUUUAUUGAUGUUGACCACACAUAAGCUAACUUGCUGUUGAGAUUAAAAAAAAAAGGUUUAUUGAACAGAA
Messenger RNA from Limanda limanda (common dab), 7675 nucleotides. RefSeq names its product salt-inducible kinase 2b (gene sik2b). Gene Ontology annotation, molecular function: tau-protein kinase activity; protein serine/threonine kinase activity; ATP binding. The record is from RefSeq and is a predicted model, not a curated record. Lineage: Eukaryota; Metazoa; Chordata; Actinopteri; Pleuronectiformes; Pleuronectidae. The transcript is spliced from 15 exons. Bases 384 to 3143 code for a protein of 919 amino acids. Gene Ontology annotation, cellular component: cytoplasm. Gene Ontology annotation, biological process: protein phosphorylation; microtubule cytoskeleton organization; intracellular signal transduction.